CAUCAGCAGCCUGGGUGUGUAAGUGCGGGAUCCUUCCGCAGGGUUGCUAAGGGUGAAACUUUUCCCCUGACUUCCCUCACUUUGGGCCAGGAGGAGGGAGGCUGCUGGAUCCCUACGGGCUCUGUGACCCCCAAGUAAAUCACCCUGAAAAGAAGGGGGACGCCAGAAGAAAACUAAACAAGCGAUAUCCUAAACGUAUUCUGCACCUCCUCCUGCUGCCCCAAAGCACAGCCAUCACCAGGAUUCUGAAACCCAACUACCGACCAAGACUGGCCAUUGAGGAGAAAAAGACCCCCAGCUAAAAGGCACCAUUUGCUCGGCUUUAUUCUGCAGCAGAGAAUAUGCAUCUGGAGAUUAAAGUUGCCCUGAAUUUCAUUAUUUCCUACUUGUAUAAUAAACUUCCGAGAAGAAGAGCUGAUCUGUUUGGAGAGGAAUUAGAAAGGCUUUUAAAGGGCAAAUAUGAAGGGCACUGGUACCCAGAGAAACCACUGAAAGGUUCUGGGUAUCGCUGUGUUCACAUUGGAGAGACCGUUGAUCCAGUUGUGGAGCAAGCAGCUCGAAGGAGUGGAUUAGAUAUAGAGGACGUACGCGCAAAUGUUCCAGAAGAAUUGAGCGUUUGGAUUGACCCAUUUGAAGUGUCUUACCAGAUUGGUGAAAAGGGAUCAGUGAAAGUGUUGUACCUUGAAGAUGUGGAGAAUAGCACUGAGCUGGACAAAGAAAUAAAGAGUAGUUUCAACCCCGAGGCACAAGCAUUCAUCCCGAUCACUAACCAGGAGACCUCUUUGUCUAAUUCUCCUUCUCCAUCAUUUGGUCAGUCCCCAAGCCCAACAUUCAUUCCCCGGGCCACCCAGCCAAUGACCUUCACAACAGCAACCUUUGCAGCCACCAAAUUUGGCUCAACUAAGAUGAAGAAAGGAGGUCAGCGCAUGGCACGUUCCCCAACUAAUAACCUGGUGAAGCAUAAAGGUCUCUCUCUGUCGAUGCAUUCGCUAAACUUUAGCCCAGCCCAGGGGGCUCCAUCUCAGCUGUCUCCCAAUGCCAAGGAGUUUGUUUUUGGUGGUGCUCCUGGGCUCUUUUAUGAUGGCGACAACCAGAACCUUCCAAGCCCAGGUCAAUUUGCUACUCCCUUUACCAGUGGGAGCAGCCUUUUUGCUGAGAAAUCUCCUUUUGUUGAAGGAUUAAACUUCAACCUUCCUUACUCAAGCCAACCUUUCCAACCUGUUGUCCUGGCUAAUUAAGGUCAUUGAAGAAUUACAUUUUUUUUUUUUUUAAACAAUUUAAAAAAUACAAGAAAAAAAUUGAAAAAUACAAAUAUCUACUGGGAGACAAACCCUUGGGUUGCUUUGCUACUGAACACUUGUGAAGUCUACACCUUAUUACAAAAAGACGCAGAAGAAGAUAAAGGUAUUAACAUGACUAUCAAGUCAAAUAUCGUUCCCAGUUGUGUACGACCUCCCCCCCCCCCCAUCCAGUGCCCGAAAACAAAACUUUUUAAAGGAACUCAUUCCAGUUCUGAGCAGUCAUAUCUGCAGGAUGGUGCCUGUAACUUUGCUACAUUAGUAGAUGAGUAUAGCAACUGGUACAAUAUUACACAGCUCGGAACAACUUCACAGCCUUGCAGGAUCCAGUUGAGUCAUACUUGAAGAACAUUUCCCCUCAGCAGUAGUUUCUUUACUGGUGAACCUGAACCUCUCUCCAGGAUUUUUUUUUUAAUGAAACACCCUGUUAUGCUGCCUGACUUUGUCACAGUAACCCAUUAUUUUCUUCCACUGGUCUUUUCAAUCACGUGUACCAUAUGUGAAGUCUACAGUCCAACAUAACACACCCAACCCCCACUUAACCAUGUUCUUUGUGCACAUCACCUUUUAUUUUCCUACCCAUUUAAUAGUUGGUGCUGGAAUUUAUUUUCACUCACUUACUUUUCACUUACACAGCCUUUCUUUAUUACUGUUUUUGACAACAUACAACUUAAACAAAAAAAUCUAUAUACAGCACCAGAGGAGAAGCUUUCAUUCUGAGAGCAUUACUCAAAUAUGCAAACGGGGAUACAGUUUGUUUAGUUUAUAUGUUUACAAUAUUUUGGAAUUAUUUCAUUUAGCCCAAAAUAAUCCAAAUCAAAACAGACAAAAUUCAGUGACUCUUGUGUGGUCACUUGGAAGCCAGAUAUUUAACAAAGCAAAGAAACUUUUGAUCUCCGAUAGUACAAAACAAUCUACAUUUCACAUAGAAAGUUUAUUUUUUUAUAGAAAAGGUAACGUACAAGUGUUGUGUGUGUAUAUACUGAUUAAAAUGUCUGAACCCCUAAUGUGCAUUUUAGAGUGGCACAGAUUUUUAGCAUGCAGGUUAGACUGUAUGAGGGUCUGCAUGCAAAGGACAAGUUAGUCUUACAGGUAUUCAGCUGGUUGCUGUAUAUAUAUUAUUUUUUUAAAUACAGAAACACUCUUUGUCUAAAAGCGUGACUGUUUUCAGUAAGACUUUGGAAGAAUUUUGGAAUCCCAAUUACCAGCACUUUUCAAGUUGGGUUUAAAAGUGGAAAUAUCCAUUGUUCUGCAUGGCAGUAUUAAAAUGGCCAUCUUUUCUCAGUUGACGACAUUACUGGAAUGAUGAUGAUGUGAACAUCGCGAGACUGCUUUCCCCAUCUCUAUUCCUGCCACAGCGAAGGCAUAUUUAUGUGAAACAUUAGAUUCAUGUUAAAAAGGUCCACCAGGGCCAAAGCGAUGGCAUCAGAAAAGAUAAUAUAUUGUUUUAUAUAAUAACUAUAUUUUUUAAAGUUUGUAAAUCCAUUUUUAAUUUAUUUUUUUUCUAAGAAAUGAUUUUUGAAUAAGCCUUGCAAGGAUCAAUAAUCUAAUUAUAUAUCUUAAAAAAAAAAAAAAAAAUACAAAAAAAAAUGUUUAAAAAGAAAAUGUUCUCAAUGUAGCCUCUUCUUGGAAGUGAAUAAUUUGUAUACUCCAGCUUUUAGGGUCUGUAAGUGGAUUCUUUUGAAGGUACAGGCAGAUGUCCAUAUUGGAUUUCAAAAUAUUAUUUUUUCUCCCCAACACUCAAACAAGAAUACUAAAAUGUAUCGAAUGAACACUGUAUUUCAGAAACUGUGACCUUGCUGUAUACUUUGGCUGCAGAACUCGUGUACUAUGUCGGCAUUACUGAGGUUUAUUUCUUUUGUGAAUUACUCUUUUUCAUGGAAGCAUUAAGCCCUCAGUCAAUACUGAAGUUGAGCAUUGCAUUGGUUGCAAUUUUCAGGUACCUUCAAUAUCUUUCAAGCUGAUCAAAAUUGAUGCCCUAAUCCAGUAGAAAAAUAAUAAAUACUUUUGGUUCUGCCAAUCUCCCUAUAGCUGCUGCAGAUAUUUGUAACUAGAUCUGUGUUGUUGCAGAACAAACCUCAGGUUAUGCUAGAGGGUAAACAAUGAAAAUCGUAUUAAGUGGAAUAUGGAGUAGAAACCUUUUAAUCAAUUUAUUGGGAUUAACCAUUGUCCUUUUCACACCAAGAAACUUGUAGCCUAUACUUCUAAAUAUUGAAAUAAUAUCGUGUGUAGAUUAAUUGUGCACAAUGGCUAACAUUUUAACGAGAGUCAAGAUUCUUAGAACUUUGCAGCCAGUAAGCAGAUUCUGAUCUCGUAUACAUGGAUAAAUUGCCCUUUUUAGCUUUGAAAGGCCAAUGUUACUGUAAUAAACCCCUAAUAUCGGUUGUAAGCAUGUGAAUUCUGAAAGACAAUAUGGUCCUCUUCCAGUUUCUGAAAUAGCCGUAUGAUUUUAUGAAAUAAAUAGAAAUUAUAUCUGUAUCAAUAUAUCAUAGCCCAUAUUUAACUCUAAAGCAUUUGUGUAAAACAAAUCUAUAAAAAAAUCAUAGGGUUUGCUCAACUACAGGUUUAAUUUGGAAUUUCACUUAAUCCCAUGAAUUUAAAACAUGGUGUCAACCUUUUAGUUUUUUCUUUUAAUUUGCCUUAGGAAGUAGAACGUUUUUUCCCCUUUGCAGCAAUUUAUAAAUCCAUAAGGUCUUCAGGAAUUAACUAAUAGGAAUUAAAAUUACUAUUAUAAACUAUUAGGGCAGUGACAAAACGCUAAGAUUCGGGAAGAUCAGUCGCCCAUCGCCAAAUCUCCUCUUCUUCGGGCAACUAAUCUCCCCGAACUGCCUUCUCACCGGCUAAAAUAUAAAUCGAUGGCGGGAUGGUACUCGGAACUCUUCAUUUUCUGAAGUUGCCUCAUGAGGAAACUUCGGGCAUCUUCAGAAAACGAAGCGCUCCAAGUGCCAUCCUGCCGACGAUUUACAUUCUAGCAGGCAGGAAGGCGAGAUUAGUUGCCCGGAGAAGAGGAGAUUUGUUGCUGGGUGACUAAAUCUCCCAGAAUCUUAGCGUGUGUCACUGCCCUUAAUAGUAAGUCUCUUAAAUUCUGUUGGUUCUUCCUUCGCUGUUAAAUAGAAACCAUCCCUUCCCAAUCUUUAUAUAAAGAGUGGUAAACUCCCUCUUUGAUAUUGUCAUUGUAACUUGGGCCCUGAAGCAAAGAACUACACUGGUUAUGAUCCAUAAACAUCAAGCAAGCUAUUAGUCUGCACAGGAUCUUUGGAAGGGUUGCGUUUUAGGGGAAGAUAUUAAAAAAGCUAGUUCAUGUAACUGAACAAGUAAAACAAUACCAUGCGGAUGAUGAUAAUCCUUGACAGAGACUCUCAUCUGAUUCUCGAAGGGUUAAACCACAAGUCUUCGGUAUCUGUGUUUUGGGGUGAUCAGUACUUCACAAGUGUGAAACUACUUCAAGUUGCUACACUGCAUUUUUUUUUCUCUUGCAACCCAUAGAUGUAAUAGAAAAAAAAAAAAAGAAACACUAGUGUCUGUUUUUGUUUUUAUUUGCAUUUGUAAUAAAAGAAUAAAGAGCGAAAGUAAAAUAUAUAAAAUUUGCUACAUUUGUAAAAUGUGAGAGGAAUAUAUUCUAAAUAUAUAUUUCUAACAUGCAUUUAAGCUAAACUUCAGUUCAGGGUUUUUUUUUGUAAGAAAAAUAGAAACGUUAUUAAGAAGAGAACUUAAAAUAUUUUUUCAUAAAAAAAAAAAUUGUAAAACUGAAAAAAAAAAAGCAGAAAUAUAAACUCCAGAAAACUGCCUAUCUUUCUCCAUAUGGAUACAGUGUCUAAUCUUGUACAGAACUGAAGAUAUAAUCUUUAUAUUAAAUAAAAUAUUGAAUUGUAAAUGUUACACUAUAACAGGUUUUUGUUUUACCUUUUGGCUUAACGCAGGACGAUUGGUAUGGGAGGGAUAAUUUUUAGUUUAUUUUCCGAAAAAAAAUCAUAAGAUGACUUGAUUCUUUUUCCUUGUAUAAUUUUUUUGGAACAUUGUGCAAUAUUCGAUGGCCUAAUGGAGUGUUAAGUUUCAGAUGUACAGUUUAUAUUGUUCCAAAGUUUUUUAAGUUUGUAUUAAAAGCAUGAUAUUGAACUUA
Messenger RNA from Xenopus laevis (African clawed frog), 5418 nucleotides. RefSeq names its product transducer of ERBB2, 2 L homeolog (gene tob2.L). Gene Ontology annotation, biological process: regulation of gene expression; negative regulation of DNA-templated transcription. The transcript has 3 exons. The coding region runs from base 342 to 1238 and encodes 298 amino acids. Gene Ontology annotation, molecular function: transcription corepressor activity. Lineage: Eukaryota; Metazoa; Chordata; Amphibia; Anura; Pipidae. The record is from RefSeq and is a predicted model, not a curated record. Gene Ontology annotation, cellular component: nucleus; cytoplasm.